AGGAAAUCUAUUAAUAUGUCAUGUAUUAUCAGUGCAACCGGUACUCUCGACGGUACUGGCGACGCAUGUCGCAUCGUUAAUUCUCUUCGUAGCGCUAGUUAAAGAAAAAGAAAAAUGAUGCGUCAUCCUCACAAGGCAGAUAUAAUCGCGCAGUCUCAUGAUAACGUGCAUCACGGACUCAGCCAGCUCAGCGCAAGAUGAAGAAGCGAAUCGUGAUAUUUGGCGGCACUGGGAACACCGGUCUCUGUUCUUUAAGGACCGCCGUGGAAAAUGGUUUGGAGGUGAGAGCUUUCGUAAGAGACAAAAACAAAGUUCCUGAGGAUCUUAGAAGUAAAGUUGAACUAAUUGUUGGAGAUGUUAUUAAUGCGAAGGAAGUUUCAAAUGCGAUAGCUGGUAGAGAUGCUGUUGUGGUAGUACUCGGUACCAGAACAGACUUGAGUCCUACUACUGUAAUGUCUCAAGGCAUGAAGAAUAUAAUAGAAGCCAUGAAAGCACAUAAUGUUGAACUGGUGUCUGUAUGUCUAUCAGCGUUUUUAUUCCUCAAACUUGAAGCAGUGCCUGCUAUAUUUAGAAGUGUAACUGAAGAUCAUCAGCGCAUGUUCAAUCUGAUUAAAUCGAGUGGUUUAAAAUGGGUGGCGAUAUUGCCGCCGCACAUUGCAGAGACACCAAAGUCCAAAUACAAUGUCACAUUUGAUUCUUCACCUGGACGAGUAAUCUCCAAACAUGACCUGGGUGCGUUUCUUGUCGAAUGUCUUGAGAAUCCUGAUUAUUACCAAAAGGUCUGCGGCAUCGCGACCGUAUUAUAAUGCGAGAAAUGGCAGGGAUAUAAAAAUAAUAAAAGAUGCAUGUAUUUUUUCUAGUGAAAAAAUAAAUAUAUAUAUAUUUAUGUAAAUCGUUAUCACGUUUGAUAAGUUAUGGCUCGAAUUGUAUGUGUUGGAUGGAGAAAGAGCGAGCGUAAUUAAGCGCAUCGUAUUCUGUCGUUGGAAUACAACGAACAAAAAAAGAAUAUUUACAAUAGAAAUGUAAUCUGAGUGAGAGAAAUCGUGCUAAAAGCUAAGGAUGAAUCUAUCUGUCGAUCCUUUAUAUAAAUUAAAAUUAUAAAUAUAAAGUUAGAAAAAUAAGCCUAUACGGCACUCUCUACUUUGUAACUUAUAAUAAGAACAGAAACAAUUCUCGAAAAAUA
This is a messenger RNA of Cyphomyrmex costatus, 1183 nucleotides long. Its product is annotated as flavin reductase (NADPH). The record is from RefSeq and is a predicted model, not a curated record. The coding region runs from base 198 to 806 and encodes 202 amino acids. NCBI's taxonomy places the organism in Eukaryota, Metazoa, Arthropoda, Insecta, Hymenoptera, Formicidae. Gene Ontology annotation, molecular function: riboflavin reductase (NADPH) activity; biliverdin reductase [NAD(P)H] activity. The transcript has 5 exons.